This is a messenger RNA of Ipomoea nil (Japanese morning glory), 1726 nucleotides long. RefSeq names its product nodulation-signaling pathway 1 protein. Gene Ontology annotation, molecular function: sequence-specific DNA binding; DNA-binding transcription factor activity. Gene Ontology annotation, biological process: regulation of DNA-templated transcription. The transcript has a single exon. The record is from RefSeq and is a predicted model, not a curated record. Gene Ontology annotation, cellular component: nucleus. Bases 1 to 1629 code for a protein of 542 amino acids. Lineage: Eukaryota; Viridiplantae; Streptophyta; Magnoliopsida; Solanales; Convolvulaceae.
AUGACCAUUGAUGAACCUGCAGAGCCCAGUCCUUUCCCAGACCAAAUCUUGGAAUGGUUCGGAGGUUCUAAUUUCUCCUACGAUUCAUCGUUUCUUGAUUGCCCUUACGAUUCCAACGACCAUUUCUUUGGAGAUUCCGAUUCCUGGUGGGAUCAAGGUCAAAGUCUAGAGAUUCUGCACAAGAGUGAUGAUAAUAAUAAUAAUGGUGGCGUUUCUACUUCUUUGAACAGCUUCUCUAGUGUUGUCACGACCGCUGCUGCCGAGGUGCCUGUUGUGUUGGAUCAUCCUGCCGCCCAGCCGCCGGUGGAUAGGAAGCGGAAAGCUCGUGAUGAUGGGGAGGCAGAGGUGGAGGUGGAGCAGGCGGCGGCUCCGGGGAGAAAAGGCGGUGGGAACAGGAAAGGGACGAAUAAGGCAGGAGGGAAUGGUAAUAGUAACAAUGGUGGGAACAAGGAUGGGAGGUGGGCUGAGCAGCUGCUCAACCCUUGCGCCGCCGCGAUAACGGCCGGGAAUAUGAACCGGGUUCAGCAUCUCUUGUACGUUCUCAGUGAGCUGGCCUCCCUGACGGGCGACGCCAACCACCGGUUGGCCGCCCACGGCCUGCAAGCGCUGACGCACCACCUCGGCUCCGGUUCCUCGUUCGCCGGAGUAACUACUUUCGCGUCAACCACUACAAAAUUCUUCAGGGAGUCGCUGAUGAUUUUCAACGACAUAAAUCCGUGGUUUCGCAUCCCGAACAGCUUUGCUAACUCGUCGAUCCUCGAAGCUCUGGCGGAGGAGCAACAGGAUCGGCCCAGAUGUCUUCACAUCCUGGAUAUCGGAGUUUCCCAUGGAAUCCAAUGGCCGACGCUUCUAGAAGAGCUUACUCACCGCCCGGGAGGGCCGCCGCCGCUGGUUCGUCUCACGGUCAUCACCCCCACCGUCGACAACCACCUGAGCAACACUACUCCAUUUCUGAUUCCUCCAUCAGGUUACGAUUUCUCCCCCAAUCUUCUAGGGUUUGCCAAGGCUAUUAACAUCAAUCUACAGAUCAAUAUCCUAGACAAUCUGCCGCUUCAAAACCUAGGCGCCCACGUACACACCAUCAAAUCCUCACAGGAUGAGAUUCUGAUCGUGUGUGCACAGUUCAGACUCCACAAUCUGAACCACCACGCCCCGGACGAGAGAACGGAGUUGUUGAAAGCCCUAAGGAGUCUGGGGCCGAAAAGAGUUGUUCUGAGCGAGAACAAUGCGGAGUGCAGCUGCAGCAACUGCGGGGACUUCGCCGCUGGAUUCUCCCGGAAAGUUGAGUACCUGUGGAGGUUUUUGGAGUCGACUAGCAUGGCGUUCAAGGGGCGGUGGAAUGAGGAAAGGAGGAUGAUGGAAGGAGAAGCGGCAAAGGCGUUGAUAAAUACGGGAGAAAUGAACGAGAGAAAAGAGAAAUGGUGCGAGAGAAUGAGAGGUGUUGGGUUCGCGAGGGAGGAGUUCGGAGAGGACGCCAUUGAUGGAGCUCGAAUGCUGCUCAGAAAGUAUGAUAACAACUGGGAGAUGAAAGUGGAAGAGAAAGAUGGGUGCGUGGAUUUAUGGUGGAAAGGCCAACCACUUUCCUUUACCUCACUCUGGAAGAUGGACCCUAAUCAUGCUUUUCAGUAGUAGCUAGCUAGCUCUAUACUUCUAUUUCUCAUUGUACUCUGCAUUUUAACAAAUACUUGCCUAUGCCUAUUGAGUUUUCAAUCCAAAACCAUGCUAA